UCAUGUGUCCUUGUCUGGUUCAUGAUCAGUUCAGUCUCAGCAGUCACAGAUGAAGAUAAACAAGUGUAUGUUGUGUACAUGGGCUCACUUCCAUCUCGACUGGAAUACACACCAAUGUCGCAUCACAUGAGUAUUCUUCAAGAAGUCACUGGAGAAAGUUCAAUCGAAGGUCGUUUGGUGAGAAGUUACAAAAGGAGUUUCAAUGGGUUUGCGGCUAGACUUACUGAGUCAGAAAUGGAAAAGGUAGCCAAACUGGAUGGAGUUGUGUCUGUGUUCCCGAGCAAGAUGUACAAAAUCCAAACAACAGGGUCUUGGAACUUCAUGGGGUUAAAGGAUGGAAAGGAUACAAAACGAAACUUGGGCGUAGAGAGUAAUACUAUUAUAGGAGUCAUCGAUACUGGGGUUUGGCCGGAAUCCGAGAGCUUUUCUGAUAAAGGCUUUGGUCCUCCUCCGAAGAAAUGGAAAGGUGUUUGUUCUGGUGGAGCAAAUUUCACAUGCAACAACAAGUUGAUAGGGGCAAGAGACUACACAGGCGAAGGUGUAAGGGACAUUUUUGGACACGGUACACAUACAGCGUCCAUCGCGGCUGGAAACGCUGUUGCGGACAUAAGCUUCUUUGGAAUCGGCAACGGAACGGUGAGAGGUGCCGUUCCAGCCUCCAGAAUCGCAGUUUACAAAGUCUGCCUCAGAAAAGGUUGUACGUCAGAAGCUAUACUGUCUGCGUUUGAUGAUGCGAUCGCCGACGGUGUUGACCUCAUCAUUCUAUCUCUCGACGGAUAUAUCACAUCCUUCGAACAGGAACCGAAUUCAAUCGGAGCUUUCCACGCUAUGGCCAAGGGAGUCCUCACUGUGAACUCGGCUGAUAACAGUGGACCGACUCCGGCCUCUGUCUCGAGCGUAGCACCUUGGAUUUUCACCGUUGCAGCAAGCAACACGAACCGUGGGUUUGUCAACAAAGUUGUUCUUGGAAACGGCAAGACAAUUGAGGGCAAAUCAGUGAAUGCUUUUGAUCUGAAAGGAAAGAAGUACCCCCUGGUGUACGGGAAAUCUGCGGCUUCGCCUGCCUGCGACACGGAUUCUGCCAAGAAAUGCUUGGCAAGGUGUCUAGAUGAAUCCCUGGUAAAGGGGAAGAUCUUGGUAUGUGCUAGUUCUGAUGGUCUAUCAAUAGCUCACUCAAUGGGAGCUGUUGCAUCCAUUAUUAUUAACCCUUCAGACUAUGCAUCCAUCCACGCUAUAUCCUUCUCUGCUUUAUUACCAGAGGACUUUGACUUACUCGUCUCUUACAUUAAUUCCACAAGAUCCCCAGAAGCGGCUGUUCUGAAAACUAAGACAAUCUUUAAUCAGACAGCUCCAAAAGUUGUUUCCUUCUCUGGCCGCGGACCAAACAGAAUUGCUUCUGAUAUUCUUAAGCCGGAUAUAACAGCACCAGGAGUGGAGAUCCUCGCGGCCUAUUCACAUGUGGCUUCACCUGUACCACCCUACAAACAAGAGAAUGACACCAGACGUGUAAACUACGCUGUACUUGCUGGAACCUCGAUGGCUUGUCCGCAUGCUGCCGGCGUGGCUGCAUACGUCAAGACAUUUUAUCCUGAAUGGACUCCUUCCAUGAUUAAAUCGGCCAUCAUGACAACCGCUUGGCCUAUGAAUGCUACUGGAACUGGCGUGGCAUCGGCCGAGUUUUCCUAUGGAGCUGGACAUGUCGACCCAAUAGCAGCUCUUAACCCCGGACUCGUAUAUGAACUGGACAAAGCAGACUACAUUGCCUUUCUCUGCGGCAUGAACUUCAAUGUGACUACCCUGAAAAUCAUCGCAGGCGAAGCCGUCACUUGCACUGAAAAUAUCUUACAGAGGAACCUUAACUAUCCUUCCAUGUCAGCUAAAUUAUCGAGAUCAGAUAGCUCUUUCACCGUCACUUUCAACAGAACCGUCACUAACGUCGGUGCCCCCAACUCUACAUACAAAUGCAAGGUACUUGCAGGUCGCGGUUCUACUCUCAGCGUUAAGGUCUCCCCUAGUGUUCUAUCUAUGAAGUUUGUGAAUGAGAAGCAGUCUUUCACAGUGACUGUUUCAGGCAGCAAUGUUGACCCAGAACUGCCUUCCUCCGCAAGUCUAAUCUGGUUUGAUGGCACUCAUAACGUGAGAAGCCCCAUUGUUGUUUAUACUGAUGAGGCCUCAUACUAG
Molecule: messenger RNA, 2181 nt
Organism: Brassica oleracea var. oleracea
Lineage: Eukaryota; Viridiplantae; Streptophyta; Magnoliopsida; Brassicales; Brassicaceae
Product: cucumisin-like
Exons: 10
Coding region: 22-2181 (719 amino acids)
Biological process (GO): proteolysis
Molecular function (GO): serine-type endopeptidase activity
Source: RefSeq, a predicted model, not a curated record